GGGGGGUGGGCGACAAACCAUUUCCUUUUUUCCAUUUUGCAUCAUCACUUUUGAUGCGAAUACCAAACCAUCCCAGAUUAGGAUUAGGAUUAGAGUGAGCAGACCUGGAGGAGGAGGAUGCUACAGGAACUCUGCGCGCAGGGUUUAGCAGAGUUUAGCAGAGUUUGAAGUUAUAACCCCCCCCUCCGCCCCCCGGGGUAAUCUGGAAUGUAGCCUGGACUGUCAUCAUGGAAGUAUUUCCUAGGGAACACAGCGAUGCCCUCCACUUGGAUUUGGAGGUAAUCUGAGGCCGUUUCGGGGAGACGGGGAGAGUUUUUCUUCUUCCAGAUGUCUGAUGACCACAUUCACACCCCGGCGACCAGGAAACCACCGCUUCUCUUCACCUCUUUGGACCAAACGCUUAUUUCUAAAACUUUAUUCUCCGUUCCCUUCUGAUUGUGUUCCCUGGAAGAAGGAAAAAGAAAAUCCCUCUUCAUGCUGGAAUAACGAGUCGUCGACGUUAUUCUGAGUGAAGGGAGCCGUUUUGAUGAAUAAGACUCGGACCCGAUCGUGACAUGAUGUGAUUCGGGCGAAGUCGUCGGAAAGGUCGCAAGGGAAGCCCCGAUGAGCUGCACACAGUCCACGCUCACCGACAGGACCCCGAGCAUUCUCAACAAGGAGCCCACGGACAAGAAACCCAAGAAUGAGAAAUCCUCCGUCGCACUCAAACAUGAGUUUGACCCGACCGGUCUGGUGCAGCGCUGUGUGAUAAUCCAGAGAGAUGAAAACGGCUUUGGGCUGACUGUCAGUGGAGACAACCCAGUGUUUGUGCAGCUGGUGAAGGAAGAUGGAGCUGCGAUGCGAGCCGGCGUUCAGACAGGAGACCGGAUCAUUAAGGUUAACGGGACCUUGGUCACACAUUCAAACCACGUCGAGGUUGUGAUGCUGAUUAAAUCGGGCUCCUAUGUCGCGCUGACGGUGCUGGGGAGGCCUCCGGGGCUCCCCCACAUCCCCCCGGAGGAGGACGAGGAGAAAGAGAAGGUCCGCCCGCCUUCCUCCCCGUCAUCGGCCCUCUCGCCUGCGCCGCCGGGCGGAGAGCCCGCCGCCUGCUCGCCGGCUGACGGGGUGAGGAAGCAGAAAGAACGCGAGGAUGAGAACAAAACCACGCAGAGCCGAACAGCUGAGAACCUGCAGAAGAUGCUAACGGAUGAGCAGCAGGAGCUACAGACCAAGGAGGAGGACUACAGCAGAAACCCUCGGCCCAAACUACUGAAGGAGGUGCAGGAGGCCAAGAAGCACAUUUCCCGGCUGCAGGAGCAGCUCAGCGAAGCAGCGUCACAGUGCAGAGCCUCGGGGAGCAGGAACAGUGACGCUGAGGACGGGGACGUCGGCCCCCCCGCGAGGGAACAGACCCCGACCUCACAGGGCCACAGGAGCCCCGCCGGGCCCCCCAGCACCAAUAACGCUAUGCAAAGCAGCCCCCCCACGGAGGCUAAAAGAGAGACGCCCUGUCAAAGCCCGGACGUCAGCCGGCGGGACGGCCUCCACCUCUGCCCCUCGCCCGACGCCGAGGACCCCGCUGACACUGACUCUGGUGCCCAGUGCAUUGUGGGUAGCCCUCCAUACCUCCUCAACCCCCAGAUCAUCGGAGCAGAAGAUGACUACUUUGACUCUCAGCAGGAACAGAUCGAUGGACCCUGCAGCUGUUUCCAGAGCAUCGACUCGCUCAAGUCUCGUCCGGCUCACCUCGCCGUCUUCCUCCAUCACGUGGUCUCUCAGUUUGACCCGGCGCCCCUGCUGUGUUAUCUCUACGCCGACGUGCACAAGCAGACCAGCUCCAGAGAGAGCCGCCGCUUCUUCGCCGAGUUCCACUCGCUCUUCGUGGACCGAGCGGCUAAUCUUAAAGUACCGGUGCCGGAGGCCGUUGCCGCCGAAUUAGAGAAGCGGCGGCCGGAGUUAAUCCCGGAGGAGCUCUGCAGGCAGCACAUCCAGACGGUGCAGGACACGCUGAUCCCAGAGCUGCUCAAGAACCUGGAGGACUUCAGGCAGAAGCGCAGCAUGGGUCUGACGCUGGCCGAGGACCAGCUGUCCAAGCUGGGCCCGGAGGGAGGAAAGGACCAGCAGGCCCUGGAGAGGGAAUGCUCCUGUGCAGAACACAUCCUCUCCAAGAUCGACGACAUCCUGUUCUCCUCGUAUCCCACCGAAGAGGACAAGUGCCAAACCAUGCAGCAUGUGAUCCUCACCUACAUGAAGCACCUCGGGGUGAAGGUGAAGGAGCCUCGAGGCCUCGAACACAAGCGGGCGCGCAUCAACUUCCUGCCCAAGAUUAUGAAGAGCAUCAAGCCCGAGAAAGAGGGCGAGGAGAAGGUGAAGAAGCCUCUGUUCUCCAACAUCCUGGGCCCCCCCCGGCGUCUCAGCCGAGUGGACUCCACUUCAGUCGGUAAGGCCGUGGAGCUGAACAAGCAGCGCUCCCCGAAGCAGCUUCCCCACCCGACCGCCGGCAUCCCCGAGCAGCCCGACUCCUCCGGCUCGGCUCGGCCCCGCGGGGCUCCGCCCGGCACCUCGGGAUCGGACGCCGCCGCGCCGCCUCUGGCCGCCGGCAGCGGCUCCUCCCCGCCGCUGAGCUCCGCCUCCGGUCAGGCCUCAGACACCAGCGGACCGGACUCGGACUCCAACGUGUCUCCGUUCUGCGUCCAGCCCAGAGUGGGCGAGGGUCCGCAGGCCAGAGACCCCCAGGAGCCCGUCUCCAGUCCCACCGGCACCCAGUUCGACUUCAGCCCCUCCAACCUGGAGCACUUGCAGGAGGAGGACCAGGAGGCCUUCAGGAUGGAGCUGCAGAGCUCGGUGAGUCCGGCCGAGCUGCAGAGCGAGGACGACCAGGCUUCGGGGGCGACGGAGCGGGAGGAAAACCCUCUGACCUGGCAGAGUCUGGUCAGCCGAGGCGUCCUGGCGAGCUUGACGCUGCAGGAGAUCAAGCGGCAGGAAGUCAUCAACGAGCUCUUCUACACGGAGCGGGCGCACCUGAGGAUGCUGAAGGUGUUGGACGGCGUCUUCUGCCAGCGGUUGACCAGAGACGGCGUCCUCCCUCCAGAGGACAUCAAGCACAUCUUCAGGAACCUGGAGGAAAUCAUUCAGCUGCACGUUUCUGUGACGGAACAAAUGACAGCGAUCCGGAAGCGGAGCGAGACGUCGGUGAUCGGUCAGAUCGGCGAUGACCUGCUGUCGUGGUUCAGCGGGGAGGAAGAGGAGAAAAUAAAACGGGCGGUGGGAACUUUCUGUAGCAACCAGCCGUCCGCUCUGGAGCUCAUCAAGAGCCGGCAGAAGAAGGACCAGCGCUUCACCUCAUUCGUGCAGGAGGCUGAGAGCAACCGUCUGUGUCGCAGGCUGCAGCUCAAAGACAUUAUUCCUGUGGAAAUGCAGAGAGUCACCAAGUACCCGCUGCUGCUGGACAACAUCGCCAAGUACACCGGAGACGGAGAAGAGCGGCAAAAGGUGAAGAGGGCUGCCGAAUGCUGCAAAAAGAUCCUCAACCACGUGAACCAGGCGGUCAAAGAGGCCGAGAACAAACAGAGGCUGGAGGAGUAUCAGAAGAGGUUAGACCUCUCGUCGCUCAAGCAGAGUGAGAACCCCAUGAUCCUGGAGCUGAGGAACCUGGACCUGACCAAGAGGAAGAUGGUGCAUGAGGGACCUCUGUCCUGGAAGGUCAACAAGGAAAAGACCAUUGAGCUGUACACCAUCCUCCUGGAGGACAUCCUGGUCUUGCUGCAGAAGCAGGACGAGCGCCUGGUCCUCAAGUUUCACGGGAAGAAUCCGGCCGUCUCCGCCGACACCAAACACAUCUUCAGCCCCGUCAUCAAGCUCAACACGGUGCUGGUCCGACCCGUCGCGACCGGUAGGAGCCGGAAAAACGAAUCUUUCUUCGUGCUGUCCAUGUCGGACAACGGGGCUCAGAUCUACGAGCUGAUGGCUCAGACGGUGUCCGAUCAGAGAGCGUGGCAGCGCCUGAUCACGCAAGGCGCCGACGCCAUGAAGGCCCAGUCUGGCCACAGAGACGUCACGCCUCCGGCUCGGUCGCAAGCUGAGCGCGACGCCUUUGAAAUGAUCAAACGCGGGAUGCCCAAAGCGAGCAAAGAUCCCAACGACACAUCAAGUGAAAGCCUUCAUUCCUCAGAUGCCGCCUGUUCUCCGGACAUUCAAGCGCCGCCGGGUGUCAACCCGUUCGACGGCAUGAAAUCCGAGGACGAGGAUGAGGAAGAGGAGCUAGUCGCAGCAGACAGACGGGAGGAUGCUGAGGAGGAAGUGGAGGAGGAGGCGGCGACGGAGGAAGAAGAAGAAGAAGUAGAAGAAGAAGAAGAAGAGGUGGAUGAAACGGAGCUGGAAGCCUUCCUGGACGGGCAGCUGGCGGACGCACUGCCCUUCCUGCAGGAAGCGCCGCCUCCGGGCGUCGCCGCUGAAAACCUCGAGCGCGGCGCAUCGGGAACGCUCUCCUCUAAAGGCGAAGAGGCUCUCAGGACGCUGGCGAUGCUGAAGCAGGCUCUUUUCAGCCACAUCAGCACGGAGGCGGAGGAGGAGACAGAGGGGGUCCACGAGGCCGUGGUCCCCGAGAGGCCUCCUCAGGGACGAGCGUCCACGAGUUCACAUCGAGAAGACCCUCGGCCCCCGGCAGGACUCGCAGAGCUGCCUCAGACGCCUGAACACAACGGAGGCUUUGUGGUUCUGGACUUUGGGGGGGGCUCCGAGAGCAGCACCGAUGACGACGGGGGGGUCGGCGGCGACGUCGGCAUCGACAUGAGAAGGCUGCUGUCCUUCUCCUCGCAGGCGGGGGCGCGAGGGCCCAACCUCAGCAGGCAGCUCAGGACCCACCUGCGCCUCCUGCAGGCCGACCUGCAGUACCUGAAGGAAGUGGAGAUGAAGUACAACGAGCUGCGACACACACACGGCGAGACCGCCACCGACUCCGAUGACCACAGCGAUGCGAUUCAGUGA
Messenger RNA from Gasterosteus aculeatus aculeatus (three-spined stickleback), 4965 nucleotides. The record is from RefSeq and is a predicted model, not a curated record. NCBI's taxonomy places the organism in Eukaryota, Metazoa, Chordata, Actinopteri, Perciformes, Gasterosteidae.